Priapulus caudatus is the source of this 1091-nucleotide messenger RNA. RefSeq names its product protein HGH1 homolog. Lineage: Eukaryota; Metazoa; Priapulida; Priapulimorpha; Priapulimorphida; Priapulidae. Bases 20 to 400 code for a protein of 126 amino acids. The record is from RefSeq and is a predicted model, not a curated record. The transcript has 3 exons.
AGAGUUUGACGAUGAGGACAUGGACAGCUUGCCUGUUGAACUGCAGUAUUUACCUGAAGACAAGCAGCGAGAACCGGACGAUGAUGUGCGCAAGAUGAUUCUUGAAGCUCUCACGCAGCUGUGUGCAACGAAACCAGGAAGGGAGUACAUGAAGAGCAAGAACACGUACGUCGUACUACGUGCGCUGGACGGCUGGGAGAAAUCACCUUCUGUUCGACACGUCCUUGAGAAUCUCAUCCAGAUAUUCAUUGGGGACGAUCCUGAACCAGAUAUGGAGAAUCUUCAUAAAGUAGAAAUACCUGACGAUGUAAAGGAGAAAUUGAAGACUUGGGAUGAGGAGGAUAAUAAACGUAUAGCUGAAGAAGAGACAGAGUAUAACUCGGUAAAUCAGCAGUUAUGAGAAUGGUAUGUUUGUAACUGAGCCAGAAGGAAAUCUUGUUGUUGAAUCCAUUGAGUAUGGCAACUUGUCAACAUGAAUAGAUGUCAUGUAUGAGUGCAAGCUUCAAAAGUUUGUUUAUGAGAGUGUAGAUCAUAUGUGACAUCUGUAUUACAUUUUUAAGAAAUGACAUCUACAAUGUAAAUAUAGGACGUCUUGCAUUUUAUAAAUUAAUCAAGUUCACAUAUGCUAAUUAGCCACGCUAUAAAUCUAAUAAUGUUUCAGUUUGCAAUUUAUAAAUAUUGAUGAAUUUAAUUAAUCAUUUAACAUACAAGCAAUAUGGCAACACCAGUUCCAACAUGGAAAUGCAUAGAUAUUUUGGUGGAUAUAUCUCCUGUGUCAUAUGCAAAGAACAUGAUCUCUAUAGAUUACAAGAAUUGUUUUUGGCUUCUUCGCGAAUAGAACUUGUUCUUCCUGCAUGGACUAUGCUUGCUAUUGGCCGUCAUGAAAGUCCUGAACUAUCGAGUAACGGUGUCGGUGAUGUGACAGCAUGCAGUUGUGUGUCAUAAGAGCCAUUGACUUUCAGAUGCAUUUUACAUAGCAAACCUUCCCACACUUAUGCUGCUCCAGAAUGAUUUACUGCAGUAUGUGCACUUCUCAGUUCUCAAUUGAAAAUGUUUAUAUUAAAAUUGAACUACUCUGACUUUGCAAUAUA